Molecule: messenger RNA, 759 nt
Organism: Brassica oleracea var. oleracea
Lineage: Eukaryota; Viridiplantae; Streptophyta; Magnoliopsida; Brassicales; Brassicaceae
Exons: 1
Coding region: 92-640 (182 amino acids)
Molecular function (GO): acyltransferase activity, transferring groups other than amino-acyl groups
Source: RefSeq, a predicted model, not a curated record
AUCAAAUUGCCUUAGCAAUCUUUGAGAAUACAAGCUUCAAUUGCCUUCAAAGGAAACAGACCAAGAAAACUCAAAGGAAUCAUCAUCCGAGAUGGAGAUCGACUCAUGCACUCUCAAAGCCGUGAGUUCCUCACCGUCCGAGAAAAUCCAUCUCCGACCAAUGACUCUCUCCGACAUAGACGACUUCAUGGUCUGGGCAACUGACAUAAACGUCACACGCUUUUGCACGUGGGAGCCUUGCACGAGCCGAGAAGCCGGCAUAGCUUACAUAAACAGCUUCGUUUUGCCACACCCUUGGCUCCGAGCUAUCUGCUUAGAUGAUGACCGCGCCAUCGGCUCGAUCUCGGUCACGCCCGUCGAUAGUAUCAGAGGAGAGAUCGGUUACGUUAUCGGAAGCAAGUAUUGGGGGAAAGGGAUAGCGACGGAGGCGGUGAGGCUUGUCGCGGCGGAGAUAUUCAAGGAAAAGCCGGAGAUGGAGAGGCUUGAGGCUCUUGUGGACGUAGAUAACAUUGGGUCUCAAAAGGUUCUUGAAAAAGUUGGGUUUGUGAGAGAAGGUGUGAUGAGGAAGUUCAUGUGCCUUAAAGGGAAUGUUAGAGAUAUGGUCAUGUUUAGUUUCUUGCCUUCUGAUUCUUUGCUCUAAUCUGAUUUUGAAUUAACAAAGAUCAGUCAAUUCACAUGUAUAAUUUGAUAUGAUGAUGUUCUAUUUUUCUUUUUCUUAUGUUGUUGUAACCUUAUAGAUUUACUAUUUUACACCAAAAU